This is a messenger RNA of Spodoptera litura, 1688 nucleotides long. Its product is annotated as guanine deaminase. NCBI's taxonomy places the organism in Eukaryota, Metazoa, Arthropoda, Insecta, Lepidoptera, Noctuidae. The record is from RefSeq and is a predicted model, not a curated record. Gene Ontology annotation, molecular function: guanine deaminase activity; zinc ion binding. Gene Ontology annotation, cellular component: cytosol. Gene Ontology annotation, biological process: guanine catabolic process.
AGGUAAAGUCGAAAAUCUAAUGAAUAAAUUUGGCAGAUUGUAGUAGAUAGAUCUGCUGCCCACUGUACCUAUCUAAUUUCAACUAUAAGUUCACUUGUGCACUUGUUGUGUUAGUAUAAUAUUGAUAAGAUGUUAUUAUCACUAACUUCGAAACUAAUUUUUUAACAUUAAAUGAAGUAGUAUAUAAUUACGUAACAUACUAGUUUAUCGACCGGACAGUUAUACAGCACGAGUAAAAAAAAUGAAGGAUAAUAAAAAUUUAGUGUUCACUGGAAUAAUCGCCAGCUCAAGUUCUUUGAACGAUCUUGUUAUAAACUCCGGUUACAUCGCUGUUCAAGAUGGAAAGAUUACAAAAAAAGGUUCAGCGGAAGAGUUUGAUAGACUUGAAAAAUCUGGUGAAUUUUCAACAUUUGAAAUAGUAAAGUUGAGUCCGGAUCAGUUUAUCAUACCUGGGUUUAUUGACUGCCAUACACAUGCCCCUCAGUUCCCUAACAUUGGAUUGGGAUUAGAUCGCCCACUGCUGGAAUGGCUAGCAAAAUACACUUUCCAUUUGGAAAAAAAAUACAGUGACACAGAGUUUGCUGCUAAGGUCUAUGACCAAGUCGUUCAAAGACUACUCAAAAAUGGGACAACAACAGCUUGCUACUUUGGGUCCUUACAUGUAGAUGGGACAUUAGAACUUGUAAAAAGUGCCAUUAAACACCAACAGAGGGCACUCAUUGGGAAAGUGAGCAUGAACAAAGAGAAUUUUGCAGGAUAUUAUAAUGAAACUAAAAAAGAAUUAGAAGAAGUUGAAACAUUUAUUAAACAUGUCAUAUCUUAUCAGAAUGAGCUGGUGGAACCUGUAGUGACUCCAAGAUUUGCAGUGAGCUGUGAUAAAGAACUUAUGGAUGGUCUUGGCAACAUUGCCAAGAAAUAUGACUGCAGAAUACAGAGCCACAUAUCAGAGAACACUUCAGAAAUAGACUAUGUAUUGGAAACUAAUCCGAAAUGCAAGAGCUAUGGUCAUGUGUAUGACGAAAGCGGAAUUCUAACCAACAAGUGUAUCAUGGCCCAUGCAGUACAUUUGACGGAAGCUGAACUGACAUUGUUGUCCAGUAAGGGAGUGUCCGUGGCUCAUUGUCCGGCUUCUAACACACGAUUGAAGUCCGGCCUUUGUCCUGUCAGGAAAAUUAUCAAUGCUAACAUCACUGUUGGUUUGGGAACAGAUGUGUCUGGCGGGGACAACGCGUCGAUCCUGGAUGCUAUACGCAGGACUAUGGACAUCUCCACGUGUUUGGAGAUGAGGGGCAACGACAAAUAUGCCCUCGACUGGAAAGAAGCUUUCUAUCUUGCUACAUUGGGAGGGGCUAAAGCUUUGAACUUGGACCAUAAGAUCGGCAACUUUGAUAUCGGUAAAGAUUUUGACGCCUUGCUGGUAGACGUAUACACAAAGGAUGGACAAAUCGACAAGUACGAAGGAACUUUACAAAGUACCCCCGAGGAAUAUGCUCUGGACUUACUACAGAAGUUCAUAUUCGUAGGUGACGAUAGAAAUAUCGUACAAGUUUAUGUUAAGGGAGAAAAAGUGAAAGAUGCCUUGUAAAUAUAAUUAUAUCGCCUUUAUAUAAUCGAAUUCUUAUAUACCAAUGUGAUAAACUCAAAUAUUAUUAUAUUUUAUAUACUAUUUUACAAUAAACCAAACUACA